CUAAAGCAGUAGAGGACAUCAUUAUCCUAAUUCGAAUGGAAAGCGACGAUAUUCAUCAACGACAACGAAAGAGUAUUGACGUUACUACCCUUGAUCAAAUCAUCAGCACAUCAACACCAUGUUUUGACACAAUAAGAGACGAAGACGAAGACGAUACAAAACCUCGUGAUAAAGGCAAACAAGCAUUGUAUAGGUCUAAACAACAACAACAGCAGCAGCAGCGCGUCAUCGAUACCAACAGUGUUACGAGCAGCGGUAACGUUGAUUUGCCAGUUGUCAAAGUAUCAAAUACAUCAACUUUGGCAAGUAUUAUAUGUGUAGUUGCGGGCACAGGCAUUCUUGGUAUUCCUCAUGCAUUCAGCAGAUCCGGGUGGAUUGGGUUGUUAUUUCUUGUGCUUAGCUCUGUUAUGGCGCAGUUUUGUGGCUGCUUGCUAAUCCGCUGUCUAUACCAUGGCCAAUCUCGUCGCUUGUCCGGCUUUCCCGAGAUCGGCUUGGCAACGUUCGGCAAGCUCGGCCAGAUUGUGGGUGGCCUAUUUUCUUUGAUACUGCUGAUAUUGACACCAACACUCUACAUCAUUCUUGCUGGCGACAAUGUAUCCAAGCUCCUUUCGGUCAUUGGCCUUCAUUUGGAUCGCAAAGUGUGCACUUGGAUCGUAUCUGCCACGGUCGGUGUUCCUUUUGCGCUGACCAGGACCAUGCGUGACGUCUCAUUCAUGAGCUUUUUCGCAAGCAUGGCGACAGUAUGCUUGGUGCUGGUCAUGACGAUUGUGGCUGUGUCAGAUUUCCAGGAGAACGAAGCAAACACGCAUCAUGACUGGGCUAUUGCCGAGAAUAUACCGAUUGCUUUCAGCACGUUUAGUUUUUCGUACUGCGGCAAUGUAAUCUUUCCGCAUUUGGAAGCGUCCAUGAUAGAUCGCACUAGUUGGCCCAAAGUCUUGUUGGUGGCUACUUUUUCGGUUACUGUCAUAUAUGUGUUAAUGGGAUCCUUGUGUUAUUUGUCCUAUGGUAACCAAGUAAAAACGCCUGUUUACAACACGCUCCCUGAAGGCUCAUCUGCCCUGAAUGUUGCUAUGCUAGUUGCCACCGUCCAUGUAUUAUUAGCAGUUCCCAUGUAUUUAUAUGUGUUUACAUACAGUGUCGAAUCAUGGCUAGGCGUGCGACGACGGCAGCGAAGGCUGCAAGACCGCCACAACAAAGGCGACAAAGAUCGUCGAGAUCAAGGCAGCGAUGAGGAAGACAAAGGCAAGGACGACGAUGAUGACGAUAACAUAUCAACAAGUGACAAUAUGGUGAUUCGACGAUUACAACAGCACCCAUCGAUAACGCGGAUCGGGUUACGCGUUCUUGAAAUAUGUUUUUGUGCUUCGAUUGCCAUGUUGAUUCCUUACUUCUCCGACGUAAUGAGCUUGAUAGGCACUAUCGCAGCUGAAUCAUUAACAUUUAUAUUGCCUUGCAUAUUCUGGAUACGACUCUCAUGGAAGGAUGGACAAACAUGGGAACUCGUGAUCUGCGCUCUAAUCGCUAUCGUGGGAACAUUUUGCGCAGCAUUUGGUACAGCAGAUGCUGUCAAGGAGUUUUUGUAUGAUGUACGACAUGGAUAGUAGCCGUAGUUUACAGUAAUAUAUGACGGGAUGUAUAUUUGCAAGUACAAUGGCUUUCGGUUGUUGCUGUAUAUAUGUUUGUUGCCAUUGUUUGGGAAUAUAUCAUAUACUAUUGUGAGAGACAGGAGGAGAAAAUGAAGAGAAAUGGAGCAAAUAGAAGGAUGGCGGGAAGGAAAGGGUAGGGGUUUAUAUAUGGAUAAGCGUAAGAAAAAAAAUGAUGAAUAUACUCAAUCUGUCUUCGCAUGUUGAGUUGUCUCAUUCUUGUUGGUGUUGUCCGGGGUACUUGCAGCAGUAGCACGAUUACU
Messenger RNA from Zychaea mexicana, 1906 nucleotides. RefSeq names its product transmembrane amino acid transporter protein-domain-containing protein. The record is from RefSeq and is a predicted model, not a curated record. The transcript has 6 exons. Gene Ontology annotation, molecular function: amino acid transmembrane transporter activity. NCBI's taxonomy places the organism in Eukaryota, Fungi, Mucoromycota, Mucoromycetes, Mucorales, Lichtheimiaceae. Gene Ontology annotation, biological process: amino acid transmembrane transport. Bases 36 to 1601 code for a protein of 521 amino acids. Gene Ontology annotation, cellular component: vacuolar membrane.